ACUUAUUACAACCUGAAAACACCAAUCUUAGCCUCCAAAUGCGAGAAAGCUGAUCGUUGGCAAAUAUGGCUUCUGCGAGUGAUGGCUGGAAUUGGAAGUAUUGCUUCCCCUACCUCUUCUUCGUCUUUGCCAUUCUUUACCUCACUCACUCCCAUUUCGCUACCAAACUGUUCAUCGGCAAUGAAACGGUGCGUAUCAAGAAGACUCGGGAUCUCCCCCUCCGCUUCCGUUCCGACGGUACCUUCAAAAUCCUUCAGGUGGCUGAUAUGCAUUUUGGUAGUGGCGUCAUGACAAGGUGCCGAGACGUGUUGGAUUCUGAGUUCGAGCACUGUUCCGAUCUUAACACGACGCGAUUUCUGGAGCGCCUGAUCGAGGUUGAAAAUCCCGAUUUUAUUGCCUUUACCGGUGAUAAUAUAUUUGGCUCAAGUACCACUGAUGCUGCAGAGUCUAUGUUUAAAGCUUUUGGGCCUGCUAUGGAAUCAGGACUUCCUUGGGCAGCAGUUCUUGGAAACCAUGACCAAGAAUCAACUAUGAACCGUGAAGAGUUAAUGUCUCUAAUCUCCCUCAUGGACUAUUCAGUCUCGCAAAUCAAUCCAUGGACUGCUGGUCUCUCUGAUCCUACCCAAGAAGGCAUAACCAGUAAUAUUGAUGGCUUUGGCAAUUAUCACCUCAGAGUUUAUGGUGCCCCGGGCUCCACAUUGGCAAAUAGCAGCAUUAUGAAUCUCUACUUUCUUGACAGUGGAGACAGGGCUGUUUAUGAGGGAAAGCGAACUUAUGGAUGGAUCAAAGAGUCUCAGCUUAAUUGGCUUCGUAAUGUUUCCAUAGAAUUUCAGGCACAAAAGCAGGAUCCUCUUCCUUUUUCUGAUGCUUUUCCACGUCCUGAUCCUCUGGCCCUUGCAUUCUUCCAUAUACCAAUCCCAGAAGUAUGGCAGCUGUUCUACAAAGAUAUUGUUGGUGAAUUUCAAGAAAGUGUCGCUUGUUCAUCAGUGAAUUCAGGUGUCUUGAAGACAUUUGUUUCCAUGGGAGAUGUGAAGGCCGUGUUUAUGGGCCAUGACCACAAAAAUGAUUUCUGCGGAAAUUUGAACGGCAUCUGGUUCUGUUAUGGUGGUGGCUUUGUUCAUGCCUAUGGGAAGGCUGGGUGGCCCAGGAGAGCAAGGAUCAUUCUGGCUGAGCUUCAGAAGGGACAGAACUCCUGGAUGGGUGUAGAGAAAAUCAGGACGUGGAAACGUCUUGAUGAUGAGAAGCUUAAUAGGAUUGAUGAACAAACUCUUUGGCAUUCACGGCUCUCCGGAUGAUCGUGCUGCUACUGCUUUGGCUGUAACUGUAUGUCCGUAAGUCCUCUUCUGUGUUGUUAAACUCUAUUUACUCGUGUUCUUUUCAGAACAGCAUGUGGAGGAAUUUUUUUUUUAAAGAUUCAAUAAUGUAAUAGUAAUUGGUGGAGGGAGUCAAAUCAGCUUAUCUUGGAGUUUCAAGUGCAAGUCCUGAGAUAUGCAACUAUGUUGGAUAAAAAUGCCAAAGGCAUCUCAAAAGUACCCUCUAGGCUGUCGUUGGUAGUAAUGGCUCCACACUGCGGGAGUCUGGGUUAGUUUGGAUGUAAGGUGGUAAUAUCCUCAGAUUUUCUAUGAUAAUGGGGGAUGAGAACCAAAAAGAUAAUGUAGUGGUGAACUGUUAAAAGAAAAUGUUUGAUCUGACAGUUCGGUUUAAUCCUUAAACAUAUGUUCAAAAGAAAAUUGUUUGCGGUGUUUUUAUUAGAAAAUUCUAAUAACAAACAUUUUAAAAAUUGUAACUACAAUUUAUCCUUCUUAUCGCCUGGUGUAUUUUUCUGCAUGCAUACUAUUUUAAUGUUAUCAAUUCUGGUUAAUGUGGAUGAUGCAAGGCUGGUUGACCAGCUAUAUCAGAUAGGCAUGGGGAAACACCGUGGCAGAAGAUCAUGGAAAAGUAAAAAAGGAGACGAAGUCCUGCUGAAGUACUAAGCAAGCUCUGGCGUUUGGAACAGGGUCAAUCAGAGGAUGUCUUCUAAACGAAUUUACCUAUCAGUUUCUUGAGAAACUUCAACGAUUGCCAUGAUUGAGUUCUUCAUGCCAUGUAGCCUAUGAGUUUUGUUAAUAUAGUUUCUCUCCGAACUAUGGAAUUUACUCAUUUCUUUUAUGGAUUUUGAUACUGGAGAGAGGAAAAACCACUUGAUUGAUUACUUGCUAGAGUACAGCGUGGUGAAAUGAGACUUUGAUCAUGUAACCACAUGAGAUUAACUCAGGUACGGGGAGGUUCUCGUAGGAGAUUCUUCUAAGAAACUAGCUUAUUAAAUGAGGGAGUAUUUAUAAUAUAUAAACUCUAUUUUACAA
This is a messenger RNA of Prosopis cineraria, 2342 nucleotides long. Its product is annotated as probable inactive purple acid phosphatase 28. The record is from RefSeq and is a predicted model, not a curated record. Gene Ontology annotation, molecular function: hydrolase activity, acting on ester bonds. Gene Ontology annotation, cellular component: cytoplasm. NCBI's taxonomy places the organism in Eukaryota, Viridiplantae, Streptophyta, Magnoliopsida, Fabales, Fabaceae.